AUGCCGACGCUGCGACUGCUCCAUCAAUAUCCAAAUAUAAUGAAGAAGUUGCAAGUUGACCGUGGUGCAAUAAGAUUUGUCUUGGCUGGUGCAAACAUAAUGUGCCCUGGUCUUACAUCUCCUGGGGGUGCUUUGGAUGAGGAUGUAGGGGCAGAAUGUCCUGUGGCCAUCAUGGCAGAAGGAAAACAGCAUGCUCUCGCUAUUGGCUUUACAAAAAUGUCCGCAAAAGACAUAAAAGCAAUCAAUAAGGGAAUUGGGGUUGACAACUUGCAUUAUCUCAAUGAUGGUCUUUGGAAGAUGGAGCGACUUGAUUGAAGAUGUAACAAGAGCUUCAAUGCCUACAAAUGAUUGACGAGUUCCUGUUUUCUGGACCUUGAUCCAGAUCGUAGGGAUCUUAUGCAAACUUGUUUAUUUGUUUUGUUAUACCGUGUAAACAGUAAAGAAAUGAAUUUUGUUGCAG
Cajanus cajan (pigeon pea) is the source of this 460-nucleotide messenger RNA. RefSeq lists its product as uncharacterized. Gene Ontology annotation, molecular function: RNA binding. Lineage: Eukaryota; Viridiplantae; Streptophyta; Magnoliopsida; Fabales; Fabaceae. The record is from RefSeq and is a predicted model, not a curated record. Gene Ontology annotation, biological process: formation of translation preinitiation complex.